Messenger RNA from Striga hermonthica, 825 nucleotides. The record is from the annotation of a GenBank genome assembly. Lineage: Eukaryota; Viridiplantae; Streptophyta; Magnoliopsida; Lamiales; Orobanchaceae.
AUGCCUAAAAGCGAAGUGAAAAACGUGAAGAGAGAGAAUUCGGAAGAGGAGGUAGACGACGGCGACGGCGACGGCGACGACGACGACCUGUGCAUAGCGUCGCUCGCGAAGCGCAAGAAUAAAUCACCCAAAAAUAGCAAUGCCGCCUCGAAAUCACAGGCUAAGGGCAGGAACGAAGUGAAAAACGUGAAAAAAGAGGAGGACGAUGAAGAUUUCGAGAAACCCUCUUCCAAGAAGGCGCCCAGAAAGGCCGACACUAAGGUUAAGGAGAUGAAGAAGAAGGCUAAGAAGGAAGAAGAGGAGGAGGAAGAAGAAGAAAAGCCGGAGAAAAUAACGAAGAAAAGAGGUAAAGCUGGUGAGAAUAAGACUGUUCAGAAAAGAGAGAGAAAGGUGUUUGAUUUACCAGGUCAAAAGAGGGAUACUCCUGAGGCUAGAGACCCAUUGAGGAUUUUCUACGAGUCACUUUACAAGCAAGUGCCUGAUAGUGAGAUGGCUGCUAUAUGGAUGAUGGAGUCCGGUUUGCUUCCAAAAGACGUGGCCAAAAAAGUCUUCGAUCGGAAAGUCAAAAAAGCAAAGGAGCAACGGCUAAGCUCACCCAUGAAAACUGUUGUUACCGUCAAGAAAAAAUCCGACUCCACCACUGUCGAGAAGAAGUCAGCAAAUUCUGCAGUUUCUACCACUCAGAAAAAAAAGACACCACCGUCCAAAGCAAAAUCUCAGCCAUCCAAAAAACGCAAGAGCAAGGAUGAUGAGUCAACAGAUGAGGAUACGGAUGAUGACUUUGUUGAUGAUACCAAAAGGUCGAAAAAGAGGAAGAUUUCUUAG